GCUAGCAAAGGACAGAAGAGAGAAAGAAAGAGAGUGAGGGAAAGAGAAACAUCUCGUAAUGUCUCUCUUCUUGUUCUCCAUUUAGUGAACUAGCGGCGUUUCGCAGAUAAUGUCCGAGAAUGUCCAUUUCUGGGACUUUGAGCAACUAUUACGUGGACUCCAUCAUAAGUCACGAGAGCGAUGAACUCUCAACCCCGGCUCGCUUUCCCAGCGUCCAGUAUUCCAGCUCGAGCUCCGCCGCCGCCGCGGGCGGAAGGCAGCCCGGCGGCGCGGAGCAUCCCCUUCCCGAGUCGUACCCAUCAUGCAGCUUCCAGCCGAAGCCUCCGGUCUUCUCGUCGUCCUGGAGCCCGUUCAGUCCACACCACGGUGCCAGUGGCCUCCCCACUGUCUACCACCCUUACAUCCCAGCCCAGCACGUGCCCGCCGCGGACACACGGUACCUACGCUCAUGGCUGGACUGUGCACCGCGCGGCUCAGAAUCUGUCCUGGGGCAGAGCCAGACGGGGCAGGUCAAGCUGGAGCCUCAGCUCGGCCAUCUCGGCGCAGAGAUCCCACCCAAAAUCGGCGGACAGCACCAGCACGAGACCACCACGUACAUUUUGGAGUCGGCGUCCACGGCGGCGCGCGAGCUAAGCCACCAUCAGGCCGCCAUCCCGAGAGCAGGGUUCGAAGAAAAUAAGGACAUUUGUGAAGUGAGUGAGGACAAAGACGGCCUGGAUCAAAGUGACCCCUCGGCCAACUGGCUGCAUGCGCGCUCCUCCAGGAAGAAGCGGUGCCCGUACACCAAAUACCAGACGCUCGAGCUGGAGAAGGAGUUCCUGUUCAACAUGUACCUCACACGGGACCGGCGGCAUGAGGUGGCGCGCGCGCUCAACCUGACGGAGCGGCAGGUGAAGAUCUGGUUCCAGAACCGGAGGAUGAAAAUGAAGAAACAGAGCAAGGAUCAACCCAAGGACUAGCGGGAAUCUCACUCGCGGACGCACAUACACAUCCAGACACACACGCACGCUCAUACCAUGUAUCCAAUUUAAAGUCCCAUAUUACUUAUGUCUCGAACACAAAAUGGCCUUCCCAAUAACUGAAAACACACACACACACACACACACACAUACCUGCAAUUUCCAAUUUGUUUUAAUUUCCAGGCACUACCACGUAAGCUUCAGCCCUACACCAAUCUAUACAACUGAUCAAUUGAUCACUAACAGACUCUGAGGACGCCGCCAUGUUAACACUGAAGUCUUAAGAAGCUCGGAAACGCUAUGUCUGGUGUUAGAAGGAGGCAGCUUUUGAACUUUGGAAUAAUUUAAGUUUGCAGUCAUGGAGGAUGAAAAAACUCACACACCAACAGCAAUUCCUCCUGGACCUCCUCUCCUUUAAAUGGGUCGGACUCAAUGUAAAACUGCAGAUUGGACUGUUUGUUUGAUUAACUGAUAGCUCUUGUUUGUCCGACGUCUUCAUAGUUGUAUACGCUAUUAUUUAGGCUCUGAUAUUAGGCUGCAUUAUGGAAACGAAGAACGCAGCAAACCGACUGGCGAUGCUACAACAGAUG
Messenger RNA from Perca fluviatilis (European perch), 1549 nucleotides. It is a transcript of the gene hoxb9a, whose product is annotated as homeobox B9a. The record is from RefSeq and is a predicted model, not a curated record. The transcript is spliced from 2 exons. Gene Ontology annotation, biological process: regulation of transcription by RNA polymerase II; DNA-templated transcription; embryonic skeletal system morphogenesis. Gene Ontology annotation, molecular function: DNA-binding transcription factor activity, RNA polymerase II-specific; RNA polymerase II cis-regulatory region sequence-specific DNA binding. Lineage: Eukaryota; Metazoa; Chordata; Actinopteri; Perciformes; Percidae. Bases 120 to 959 code for a protein of 279 amino acids. Gene Ontology annotation, cellular component: nucleus.